CUAUGAUAAAAAAAAAAUUAUAGUGAAAGAAGAACCAACCUACCUUUUGCAAUCUCAAUUCAAUGGCGUCCUCUCUCAUUGCGAAGCGCUUCCUCUCCUCUUCCCUCCUCUCCAGGUCCCUCCUUCGCCUCGCUGCUUUCGCUUCCCACUGCUCUUUCAACACCAACACCAUGCGCCAGUAUGACAACCACACCGAUGACCACAGCAUCGACAUCGGUUGUCGCUCCGAACGCUCUUUCCCUAGCACUGCGCGUCGUGACGAUAUCUUCUCAGGAUGUGUUGAUCCAUUUUUUUCAACUCGAAGUUUGAGUCAGGUUCUGAACAUGAUGAACCAGGUCAUUAACAAUCUGUUCCUGAGUGCAUUGCACGGGAUCGAAGCUAGCACUGGAGUGCGUCGCGGAUGGGACGCGAGGGAGACAGAGGAUGCUCUGCUUCAUUCCACGAAAUCCCUGACCUCAAAAAACCUCAUUCCACGCAAUCCCUAA
Molecule: messenger RNA, 485 nt
Organism: Glycine soja
Lineage: Eukaryota; Viridiplantae; Streptophyta; Magnoliopsida; Fabales; Fabaceae
Product: heat shock 22 kDa protein, mitochondrial-like
Exons: 3
Coding region: 63-485 (140 amino acids)
Source: RefSeq, a predicted model, not a curated record